This is a messenger RNA of Linum trigynum, 1869 nucleotides long. The record is from the annotation of a GenBank genome assembly. Lineage: Eukaryota; Viridiplantae; Streptophyta; Magnoliopsida; Malpighiales; Linaceae.
AUGAGGCGCCAUGGCUCUGGCUCAACUGACUCCAACAACUCAGCACUAGUCGACACAGAAAGAAACAAUGGCAGCGGUGGAGGAGUUGGCAGUGGCAGCCAUACUCUCCCAAGUAUCCAGCCAUUCGCGCCAGCAGCAAUGCAGCACUGCGAGAGCAAUGCUGCCUACUUCUCGUGGCCGACCUCGAGCAGGCUUAACGAUGCUGCUGAGGAGAGGGCAAACUACUUUGCCAACUUGCAGAAGGGUGUUCUGCCGGAGACUCUAGGUAGGUUGCCGCAGGGGCAGCGGGCAAACACGUUGCUCGAGCUCAUGACCAUAAGGGCAUCCCACAGCAAGAUCUUGAGGUGUUAUAGCCUGGGGACUGCGAUUGGGUUCCGGAUUCGGAGAGGCGUUCUGACGGAUAUACCUGCCAUCCUUGUGUUUGUUUCUAGGAAAGUUCAUAAGCAGUGGCUCUCCCCUAUUCAAUGCCUUCCCAAUGCUCUCGAGGGACCGGGAGGUGUGUGGUGUGAUGUAGACGUGGUUGAGUUCUCGUACUUUGGCGCACCUGAGCCAGCUCCGAAAGAGCAGUUGUACACAGACAUCGUGGACGAUUUACGAGGGGGUGAUCUCUACAUUGGUUCAGGUUCUCAGGUUGCAAGCCAGGAGACUUAUGGGACUCUAGGAGCUAUAGUGAGGAGCCAAACUGGGAAUCGACAAGUUGGUUUCUUGACCAAUAGGCACGUUGCAGUAGACUUAGACUACCCUAAUCAGAAAAUGUUCCACCCUUUGCCGCCAACUUUAGGCCCUGGAGUUUACCUUGGUGCUGUGGAGAGAGCCACCUCUUUCAUCACUGAUGACCUCUGGUAUGGCAUCUUUGCUGGUUCAAAUCCUGAGACAUUCGUGAGAGCAGAUGGAGCAUUCAUCCCAUUCGCCGACGAUUUCGACCUAUCAACUGUGACAACAUCCGUCAAAGGCCUCGGUGAGAUUGGCAGCGUGAAGAUCAUCGACUUGCAGUCUCCCAUCAACACCUUAAUCGGCAAACAAGUGACCAAAGUUGGCAGGAGUUCAGGUUUUACAACGGGGACCGUGCUAGCCUAUGCAUUGGAGUACAACGACGAGAAAGGCAUAUGCUUUCUGACCGAUUUCCUCGUGGUGGGAGAGAAUCAACAGACGUUUGAUCUCGAAGGAGACAGCGGGAGCUUGAUCGUUAUGAAAGCUGACACAGAGAAAAAUGGAGACAAACCUCGACCCAUUGGGAUCAUAUGGGGUGGCACGGCGAACCGUGGGAGGUUGAAGUUGAAAGUUGGGAGGCCGCCGGAGAAUUGGACGAGUGGGGUUGAUUUGGGGAGGCUUCUGAGCCUGCUGGAGCUUGAUCUCAUUGCUACUAAUGAUGGGCUUAAAGCUGCAAUUCAAGAGCAAAGAGCUGCAUCAGCAACGGGAAUGGGCUCAACGGUGGGAGACUCGUCUCCUCCGGUCGAAUCACUGGGCCUCCAAAUCCAUCAUCACAUUCCUCUCGAAGUCGAUUGCAACAGCCACCCUCCGCCGGAGGCCCAACCCACAUCGCUAAUUACCGAAACAGAGUUCCGCCUCGAGCAGGACGAGGAAGCUGUCAAAGGAGGAGCUCCUCCGCCCAAUGUGGAGCAUCAGUUCAUCCCGAGCUUUCCUGGUGAGUCCGCAUUGCAUAAGGAGAACCAAACGGGUGAAGAUCGCAAGCCGACGGAGAAUCUGGCUUCGUUGUGGAAUGACGGUGAGGGAUCAGGCGGAGGAGGAGGAGGAGGAGGAGAAGAGAUCACUGUUUCUUUGGGGUUGUUGGGUGACAGUAAUGAAGGCAAUAAAAGGAAACGUUGUGAUGAUGUUGAGGUUGGAAAUGGGGAUCAAGAACUCGUCUGA